CGCAGUUGGUUCUGUAACUUGUGAAUAUAUCGUCAGUAAGCAGAACGUUAUCAGGUUUUAUCAAAUUUAUAACUCUAAUAUUUCAAAUUAAAUAUUCAAUCGAACGUUCUCGUCAAAAUGUUUAAAAUCGUAAAUACCGUGACGAUUUUGUUGUAUUCUGUGUGUUUAAUUUAAUAAUAAGAAAUCACAAUGCAUUUUUCUUUUAUCUACUGGAAGAAUGGGUGAUAGUGAACUGUUGCACACAUCAAUAAUGAAAUGAUAAGAAACAAUGCAUAAACUGUCUUUAAGACGGAUUCGUCGUAGAUGAUUUAGUUUACAAAAUGUUUUAUGAUAAAGUAUGCUGUUCUUUAGCAUCGAUUGCCCUGAUCUUUGUAAUCAUUACCGUUAUUUUUGACAGCUUUUUUUGGGCAGUUUUUCUCUCUGCUCUGUACAUAAUUGGAUUAUUUUGGGGAGUACAAUUAAUUUCAUUUAUUCAAAGUACUUCUACUUCAAGCAGUAACACUAAGUCCACCAAUGAUGAAUUAUGCAGAGUUUGUGGUAACAAUCAGUGUAAAAGGCAUAGCAAAUUACCACAUUUAAAUCCUAUACCAAAAGUUCCAAAGGGAUUUGAUGUGGCUUUAGAAAAUUUUUUAGAAGAGAUACUACAAACAUAUGUGUGCGCAUGGUAUUCUGCUGUAUCAUCGAAUGAAGCUUUUGUUCAACAAUUGAGAUUAGCUAUUGCUACAACUAUAACAAACAUCAGCAGUCGUUUAUUUAGAGCUGAUCUUUCAAGCAUUAUUUUUAAAAAUUUGAUUCCAAUUGCUAUUAAUCAUGCAAAAAAUUAUCAAGAGUUGAAGAAGAAAGCUAAAGAGCUAGGAGGUAAUCCUACUGAUUACGUAGCUGACUUUCUAGAGUCAAAAAUACAUCCUGCAGCUUAUUCAAGAGAGGCAGAAUUGAAUUAUCUGAGAGGAAUAACUGCUAUGUUGUUGCCAUGUCUAUUACCUGCUACUCAUAUUUCUACAAAUAACCAAGUCCUUCUGAGAGAAGUUUUAGCCAAUUGGGUUUUGUUACCAGCCAUCGAUGCUCUUGCUGAUCCAGAUAAUCUUAAUAUGUUAAUUUCUUUAUGUACUCAUCAUAAAGGAAAAUUUGAUCAAUCCAUAGAUACUAUGUAUGUUCCUAUGCUUCAAACAUGGAUUUCCAAACGGCAAUCUUUGCAAAAUUUGAUGAAUCCACUGAAGCCUUCAUUGGAAGAAGUACUAAAUGAUCCUGAAUUACUGUACAUGUUUAUGCAACAUAUUAAAGACUCUGGAUUAGUAACUUUACUGCAAUUUUGUUUAGAUAUUGGUGACUUGAGUAAAAGAAUGUUAAAUCCUGAAAUGACACUAAUGACUGAAGAGACUUUGUAUAAUGAUGCCAAGAAAAUAUAUUCUAUUUACCUAGAUCCUGAGAGCAUAGAUUUUUUAAAUUUGCCUAUGUACAUUUCACAAGGCAUGAAAGAAAUUUUAGACCUUGGACCCAAAAAGGUACAAGAAUUUAGAACGUCGCGUCCUCUAUACGAUGCUCAUCAAGAAGCUCACACAUUGUUAGAGAAUACUUGGCUACCAUCAUUUCAUCAUACUUAUCAAAUGUACAAAUUUUUAUGUGGUUCACAAGUCACAAACACUUCUGUAAAAGCCAACUCGCAAAAUAGUAACGUAAGUAGUAGCAUUGGUGUAGGUGCUCGAUUGACGAAUCAGUUAGGCAAGAUUCGAGGAGUUUUAAGAGCUUCAGCAGUGGAUGGAGCGCCGUUUCAUCCGCCAAGCGUGUACCAAGCAGAGGAGGCUAACGGCACACCGCGUAUUUCCGGAGGUGAGGCGAAUCUGCAAAUGUCGACGAGCCGUGAUCUUACAACUUGGCGCGUUACUGUACCUAACGUCGACGGUGGAGGCCCACAGCCUCUUUAUGUGGUGGCAGUGCAUAGUGUUUCCGAGGACAAGUCGUGGACAGUGCUUCGAAGGGAUCAAGAUUUCUACGCAUUAAGAGCAAAAUUAUCUGAAUUUCAUGGGGACAAGGAACUUAACGAUUCACCACUACCUACAAGGAAAAAUCCUCAUCCGUCUUUGACUGCGAAUAGGCAGAGAUAUGAGGAUUUCCUUCAGAAACUGCUGUCUAAGCCGACCCUUCGAAACAGCGAGUUACUUCAUGCAUUUCUGACAUCGUCAAAUUUAAAGCCUUACUUUACGAAUUUCAGUACUCCAGAUAUAGGUGUAUUAUAUCAAAAUAUGGCUCAUAAGUUGAGAAAAGAAAAAGGUCAGCAUUUGGAUAAGUUCAUGAGCACAUUUCUUGCCUCAACCAGUCUCAAGCAUGAGCUACCUGACGUAGGAAUUGAGCUUUCGGGAGAUAACAACUUUCACGACACUCAAAAAAGAGGAUGGAAUCGGCUCAGGUCCGGACCAUUCAAAGAUAAUUUGAGUCUCAACUCGAAAGUCAAAAACUUUCCUUACAUUGUAAAUAAUAUAGAGCAUACUACAGGUGCUUGUUUUUGUAUUGCCGAAGCAAUGGGCAGUUUAUUAGAGUUGUCACCAAUGAUAUGUCGUAUUAUUUGGGUUAUAACGUCGGCGAUCCGUGCGAGUAUAGAUCCUUUUGUAAAUAAAUGGUUUUACGAGAUGAUAGUGAAGUUAUUAAGUGGUGGCAGGGCGGCAAUGGUAGUGCAACUGCUGCACUCAGCCAUAUUUAGCAAUGAAGCCAAACAUCCCUCGUCAAAGAUACCAGCUGAAGUGUAUUAUAAUGAGGCGAGAAGUGGACUUCAUAACCUUGUACCGCAAUGGUUUCUCUGUAUACAUUCCAAGUGGUGUGAAUUAAUGGAUUCGCUACUCGAGCCCAUUCAACAUGCUGCGUUUAACAAGCAUUUGGCCUACAUGCUUGUCGACCAUCUUCUGGUGAAUCUGUUUCCCGAGCUCACGUGAAUACAACUUGUGAAUGAUAUAUAACUUUUUUUGUUUUCGUAUAAAUACACGAUGAUAUUAAAUUAACGCACAUUAAAUCAAAGUGAUUACUUGAUCGUUCGCGGUGUAUCUUUCGAACAGCAUUUAAAAAACGUGAUAUUUUUAAAAGAGAUAUUUAGUUUUAUUUAUUUUUUCUUCUUGUCGUCUUACUCGAUG
Molecule: messenger RNA, 3119 nt
Organism: Phymastichus coffea
Lineage: Eukaryota; Metazoa; Arthropoda; Insecta; Hymenoptera; Eulophidae
Product: sorting nexin-14-like
Exons: 10
Coding region: 321-2924 (867 amino acids)
Biological process (GO): autophagosome maturation
Cellular component (GO): late endosome
Molecular function (GO): phosphatidylinositol binding
Source: RefSeq, a predicted model, not a curated record